UCUACUGAUAAAGAGUUGCUUUGUUGAGAAGACAUAGAAGCGGUCCUUUUUGUAAUUUAAAUUAAUUAAUUUAUUAAAAGAUAUAUAUAAAUUUAAUUGGUGACGAAGUAACUGGAGUACAGAAAGGGAUUACUAAUUACUUUUUUUUGAGAUACUAAUUGAUAAUGAAGCUGAUAAGUUUUUGUGACCCUACUAGCAACCUUACAUCAGUUUGGUUCAACAAAGGAUUCUCUCCAUGUUUCUUCUACACAUUAUUUCCUUCUUUACUACUAGCCAUCAGUCUAAUAUUUGGCCUCAGUCAACUGUUUUUCUAUCGCAAAUAUGCAAUAAGACUAGAAAGCUAUCAGAUAUCUUAUUCUCCUUGGUUCACUAUUCAACUGACUCUGCCAAUAUUCUUGUCUAUUGAAGCUCUUGCUAGAGUUAUUAUUGAGGUUGUCGUCAUCAAUAAAGGAGUGGCUUAUGGGUACCAGAUUAUGUGCAAUGUCUUUCUCAUUGUAUCAUGGCUGGUGAUUGUCAUCGUAACAUAUGUCGAGUGUAGAUGGACUCUGCCAUCUAUACCAACCAGAGGGCAUGGUUUGGUCGUACUAGUCUUUGUGACCUUGGCAUUCGUCAUCGAGAAUCUGACCUUUUUGUCUUAUUUCAGUCCAUUGUGGUGGUUCGAAGAGAGAAGUCGGUCAAACAACAUAGAGUUAGGCCUCUUCUGCGCCAGGUACUUCUUCACGUCCUUCUAUUUCAUCCUGACUCUGUGUGCGCCUGGAACCAUGGCGAACAGACCAGCUGGUUACCAGCCACUGCCUGGCUAUGAUGGGGAUGAUCCUCUAAUUAGUAUAGAGCGUGGCAUACAGAACGUGAAUGGGGCGUUUCAAGGCAGGGACAGGCAGCGAUCAACAUGGAUGGGUUUUAAGAAGAAGAUGAUUCUUUUGUGGCCAUUCAUGUGGCCAAGAGGAAGCCUACCACUGCAGUUUUGUGUCUUUGUAUGUUUUCUGCUACUGAUUGCUGGCAGGGUUGUUAAUCUCUUCACGCCAAUUUAUUACAAAUUGAUUAUCGACAGUCUGACAAUUACGAAUCAGACUGAAGAGUCCAAGACAGGAGAUGGAAGCACAAGAGCCUACACCUUGUCUGAACUGCAGUUCAGGUGGGAUUACAUACUCACCUAUGUCUUCCUCUGGUUCUUGCAAGGAGGUUCCAUGGGCCUGCUGAAUGGCAUCAGGUCCUUUCUGUGGACGUGGGUGCAACAGUACACCACCAGGGCCGUUGAAGUCAGACUGUUCAGUCAUUUGCAUUCUCUGUCACUGAGAUGGCACCUGACGAGGAAGACAGGGGAGGUAUUGAGAAUCAUGGACAGGGGCACCAAUAGUAUCAAUAGUCUACUCAAUUACAUCAUUUUCAACAUCUUUCCGACCAUAGCCGAUAUAUUCAUCGCCAUUAUCUUCUUCCUCACAGCAUUCAACACCUGGUUUGCAUUCAUCAUAUUCAUCACCAUGCUGGUCUAUUUGAUAUCAACAAUAAUCCUGACUGAGUGGAGAACGAAAUUCAAGAGAGACAUGAAUAGGUUGGAUAACGAGAUGAACGCCAAGGCUGUCGAUUCCCUCCUCAACUUUGAAACGGUGAAAUAUUAUGGUGCCGAGGCAUUUGAGAUUGAAAGAUACAGAGAUGCCAUACUCUCAUUCCAGAAGGCAGAGUGGAUUAGCAUGUCAUCGUUGAAUCUGUUGAACUGCAUGCAGAACUUCAUCAUCACGCUCGGUCUACUGGCUGGUUCGCUUCUCUGCGCCUGGUACGUUGUCGACGGUACCAAAGGGCUGACCGUUGGGGAUUACGUACUUUUCGGUACUUACAUGCUGCAGCUCUACACUCCCCUCAACUGGUUUGGUACUUAUUAUAGAAUGAUUCAGCAGGCUUUCAUUGACAUGGAGAAUAUGUUUGAUCUGCUUAAGGAAAAGCAAGAGAUAAAAGAUGCACCAGAAGCCAAUGAACUUAUUGUAACGAGGGGUGAAGUUGAAUUCAGAAACGUUUCAUUCCAUUAUCGUCCUGACCACCAGAUCCUAACAAACAUCUCUUUUGUGGUACCGCCGGGCAAAACGGUUGCCUUGGUUGGACCAUCGGGUGCCGGUAAAAGCACCAUCAUAAGACUCAUUUUCAGAUUCUAUGAUAUCCAAUCUGGAUCUAUUACGAUUGAUGGCCAGGAUAUAUCUAAGGUCCAACAGCGUUCACUAAGGAGUCUUAUCGGUGUCGUGCCCCAAGAUACCGUCCUCUUCAACAAUGAUAUCGAGUACAACAUAAGGUACGGUAGGGUUGGCGCCACGUCUGGAGAGGUCGAGGACGCUGCUAGGGUCGCCGAGAUACAUGACAGGAUCAUGACCUUUCCUGAAGGCGGUAGCGAUUAUGAUUGUGAUGGAGAUGAAUACGAUGAUGAUGAUCAUCAUCAUCCUUAUGAUGGCGACGAUGACGAUGAUGACGGUUACAGCGACGGUUACAAAACAAUGGUGGGCGAGCGUGGUCUGAAGUUGAGCGGUGGUGAGAAGCAGAGGGUUGCCAUUGCCAGAACUGUUCUUAAGGCUCCUGCCUUUGUGCUACUGGAUGAGGCCACUUCAGCCCUGGACACGAAGACAGAGCGGCAGAUCCAGUCGUCACUUGCGAAAGUUUGCGAAAACAGGACGACGAUCAUUGUCGCCCAUAGACUCUCAACCAUCAUACACGCCGACAAGAUUAUUGUUCUCAAGGACGGGUGCAUAGUUGAGAGUGGCAGACACGAGGAACUGCUGGAGAUUGAAGAUGGCGUGUACACGAACAUGUGGAACCAGCAACUGACCAAACAGGACGAUUCGCCAAUCACUGAUUCAUUUAAUUCAUCGCAGAGGAAUGAAGGCUGAUGACGACGAUGAAGAAGAUGAAGAUCUGAUGAUGAUAUGAUGACGACGAUGAUGAUGGUGUUAAUAACAAUGAUUGUAUCAUUUUUAUAAUGAAUGUUACAAUGCUGAUUAACAUGCAGUCCUAUUCAUUAUUAGCAAUUAGAGUAAAAUUUUUAUGAAGAAAAAUGAUGUUGCUAGAUUAUAAUGAGAAUUGAAUUCUUUUAGAAAGCCUUCCAUGUUAACAUAUUAAGUAGUAGAUGCCUUUGCAUGAGCUGUGUAUAAACAGUCAAGUGUUAUUUUUUAUUUUAGAUAUAUUUCUAUAAUUCUGUUCGUUUGUAUUGUUUGUCUAUGUUUGUCUACGUCCAAAUGUUAUUCCUGUGAUUUUUGUAGAAAUUUAAAAUUACAAAGCUCUAAAAAAUGCAGAGCUUAUUUUAUGUGUUUGUUUAAUGUAUGUAUGCAUGUGCAAUGUUUCCAUCCUUAAAACGUUCGGGUACUUAUAAUCGUAAGCAAGGACCAGCAUACUUUUAAAAGGAGUUUAUAAUUUUUAAUUAAAUUUUCUUCUUAAUUAGUUAGUAAUUUAUAAUUGUUAACGGCGAUUGUGUUGAAUUGUAAAAAUUGUUAUGUUAUUUCUAUGUAAAAUCAAAAGAUGGUCAUGAUUGAAAUGAUUUUAAAAUAAAUUGUUCCAUUUUUUUAUUUUUAGUUCAAUGAAUGAUUGUUAAGUUAAUGAUUUUUUUUAUUAUAAGUCGAGUUAAUGAUUUAAUAUUAUAAAGUAAAGUUAACAAUAUAUUGUUGGUUGAAAUUGACUUACAUGAUAAUCAAAAUGCUGCAGCAAUUAGUGCUUGUUAAUACUACUACCCUGUUAUUUUAAAUUCAUGCUUAUUAUUUACUUUUUUUAUGUUUUGUUUUUUAUUGCUCAGUUGGCCAGUCAUUAUUAAUAUAAAAUAUUAAUAAAAUCCAAAUCGAUUUUUGCGAAAAUGUUCAAUUGAUAAGUGGUGGACAUUUUUUAAAAUGUGUUUUUGUUCCCUUGCCAAACUUUGAAUGAUGUUGUUACUGUUAAUUUGGAUACUGAAGUAUGUUUUUCAGUUAAGUUUCAGUUACUCGUUGCUGAGUUUUUCAAUUUUUUCUUCAAGUUUACUGGAAAUGUUUCAUUCAUUUGUUGCAUAAAAUUUGAUUUUCGAAAAAGGAGGCACUUCAGCAAAGUGGUUACACUUUAAAAUAAAGUUGAUAAUUAAUAUAUCGAUAUAAUGUCUUUGUAUUACGCUGAUGUAUUGAAAGUUUAUAAUGAUUGACACUGAAGUUGAAAUAAACGAGAAAAAUCAAGGU
This is a messenger RNA of Helobdella robusta, 4172 nucleotides long. RefSeq lists its product as hypothetical. Bases 165 to 2870 code for a protein of 901 amino acids. The transcript has 24 exons. The record is from RefSeq and is a predicted model, not a curated record. Gene Ontology annotation, molecular function: ATP hydrolysis activity; ATP binding; ABC-type heme transporter activity. Gene Ontology annotation, biological process: transmembrane transport; heme transport. Gene Ontology annotation, cellular component: membrane. NCBI's taxonomy places the organism in Eukaryota, Metazoa, Annelida, Clitellata, Rhynchobdellida, Glossiphoniidae.